Fraxinus pennsylvanica is the source of this 591-nucleotide messenger RNA. NCBI's taxonomy places the organism in Eukaryota, Viridiplantae, Streptophyta, Magnoliopsida, Lamiales, Oleaceae. The record is from the annotation of a GenBank genome assembly.
AUGGUUGCAGAAUCUGAGUGGGAAAUGGCUCCUCGAUUAGAAUCUGGAAAGACCUUUGGCUUUCUAACUCCAACCAAGGUUUUGUCACUUCAGAACCACGCACAGGGAGUGAAGAUGCCACUUCGCUCAACUUAUUAUAGCAGGAAGGGUGCUUACUCGGUUAGAAGUGGAUAUAAUCUAUUGAUGGAAGAUUCUUUUUUACACUCUCACACUAGUAUGGAGAGCUUCUGGAACAAUCUAUGGAGAUGUAUUGUUGAUCCACUUAUCGCAGAAACUUUGGGGGUUCGUGAGGCCCUCUCUUGGAUUAAAUCUAAUUUCUCCGGAGUCCAAACCAUUGAAAUGGAUGCUCUCUUGGUUUAUAGUGCUCUACAGAAUGAUGGAGUUGACAACUCUUAUCUUGGUAUCCUAAUUGAAGAGUGUCGUCUUAUUGCUAGAGAAAUGUCGAACCUCAAGUUCAAUUGGGUUAGGAAAUCGGCUAACAAAGUAGCUCACACACUAGCUAAGGCCGCUAGUUCACUACAUGAUAUUGUUGAUUGGUCUUAUUUUCCGCCUUCUUUUAUUUCAAAUGUUGCCGAUUUGAUGAAUGAAUAA